Messenger RNA from Trypanosoma theileri, 2655 nucleotides. Its product is annotated as leucine-rich repeat protein (LRRP). The record is from RefSeq and is a predicted model, not a curated record. Gene Ontology annotation, molecular function: protein binding. NCBI's taxonomy places the organism in Eukaryota, Euglenozoa, Kinetoplastea, Trypanosomatida, Trypanosomatidae. The transcript has a single exon. Bases 1 to 2655 code for a protein of 884 amino acids.
AUGCCAGUUGCCAUAGUGACUGUGGAUGUCCCCACAGCCGCAUAUACACAAGUGAGUGAACAACAACAACAACAACAACAGCAGCAGAGGCGAAAUGCCCCACAAGCGGCGGUAUCGUCCAAUAUGCCCAAAACAAAUAAUAAUAAUAAUAAUAAUAAUAAUAAUAAUAAUCAUCAUCAUCAUCAACAGACAUUCGGGCGUACACUCACACCGGCGGAAACGGCAACGCGGUCGGACGAGGAAGCACCCAUAAAAUUCACACGUGCAAACAGCUGGAGUGAAUCCUCCGCAAUAAAUGAUGCGGCAAAAACUUCGACACCUACAGUAACAGUAACAACAACAACAACAACAACAACGAACAUCAAUAAAAUACGCAGUCAAAUUGCUGUGGAGCAGAAGACCCAUUCUUUUUCCAACCCCAUGUUAAAAGAACAAGGUGUGAAGCCCAAGCAGCGCGACGGUAAUGAAGCUCCUCCUCGGACUAACAAAACAACAACGACAACAGAUGCAAACCCCGGCAAUUCUACAUUCAACAAUAAGAACGAGAAUAGUGGUUGUAGUAAUGUGUGUGUGCAGAUGUUACUGACAAGCCGUGCGGAUCUGCUUGACUGCGCUGAUCGACAACUCCCUACAUUGCCGUGUUUACAUAAUCCACUCACACGACUCCAACACGGUAGUGGAAAUGAUGUACGAUGGCGAGUGCGAAUGCUGCGACUUUCACGAAACAACCUCACAUCACUGGAGGUUCCCGCAGUCACAACACUCCCCGCAGCGCAGCCACUUGCACUUGCCGCCUUUUCACGAGUAGUGAUGCUUGACGUUACGCGAAAUAAAAUCACUUCACUUGCCGGUGUGGAAGCAAUGGCAUCAUUGCGGGUCUUACUUGCCUCACACAAUCAACUCGAAGAUCUCGCCCCACUCUUUAGUGUCUCCUCUCUUCUACAGCAGAAUGGUACGUUGGAGGUACUGGACGUCAGUUUCAAUCACAUUCGUGAUAUUCUCCCUACUACUACUACUACUACUACUACUACUACUACUACUACUACCACACCGAAUAGUACUACGAAUAGUGUCCUAACUAGAUCUCUUGAUAGAAACACUGAGGAUGAUUCCACAGAAGCUAGUAAUAGUUUAGAAUCAUCACCAGUGGCAGCAGCAGCAGCAGCAGCACCAGCAGUAAUGCCACUACGCCGACUGCGCACAUUAAAUCUCUCCUUUAAUCACCUUCAACAAUUGGACAGUGUUAACAUGCUCUUUCCCGAUCUAGAGGAACUCCGCGUGGUAAGGAAUCAACUCACGACACUGCCCUCAUCAUUCCCUCGACGUCUAUCUAUUCUUAUACUUCAGCAGAACUACCUGACUGAGGAUGCCCGUCGCUGUGCGAUGGAACUUCCGCAGCGGAUGCGGACCAUUAAAGAAGUAGACGUUAGUAAACAGCGAACUAAACCGAAGAGUCCACCCAUAUUUAGUGGUUUUUUCGGUGGUGAGAAACCUGAGAAGAUUGAUAUUACUAUUGAUAGUAAUCAGAAUCAUAAUAAUAAUAGUGGUACUAGUAGUAAUAGUGAUAGUAGGAGAAACAGUAGUAGUAGUAGUACUAGUAAUAGUAAAAAUGAUGAUGAUAAGGAUGAGAAGAAUGAAGAGUCAGAAGAAAAAUUAGAAGAGAUAGAAGCCGAAGAAGGACAAACUGGUGAUGAUGAGAAUGAGGAUAGUGGUAAUCAUAUGAUAGAUACCCAAACUACUUUUGGGACGCUGAAUAGUGUGAAGAUAGUUAAGCAACAGAAACAAAAUGAUCAGAAGGAGCAGUUGCAACAAGAGGAAGAAAAACAACCACUAGUUUUCUCUCCUCUUAUGCAAAACCAUUUGCAGGAUCUAGUCUCCACUUCAUCUAUAGUAUCAACAAUAACUGCAGGGGGAAAUUCUUUUUGGACCACCUGCGGUAAUUCCUUGGAAUGCCUCCCUCCACACGUAUUGGGAAUCCUUGCACGUCUUGUUGCCUCCGCAUCUCUGCGACCUUCUAAGAGAAUGUUGGAUUCGUACGUUCUCUCCUUUGCAGACUCUUCAGAUGCCUUUGGAGUACUUGCACAUAUGCAGAAAUUUCUCCGUAAUGACUUUCAUCCACCUCGCGUGGGUCUCACCGCGGCGGAUGUCAAUCAAGCGGACGCAGUUGCGCAGCGAAGAAGUCUCGUGGCCGCGUGUAUAGCCAGAAGUGGUGGAGUGAUGCCGUUAAAUCGAUUGUUGUUGAAAUCCGGAGAUGGUCCAUGGUUGUUGGAUAUGUUAACGCAGAUGGAGCAGCAACAACAGCUCGCUUGGGAUUCUUCUCUACACACUGAUCAAAAGAAAGAAGAAGAAGAAGAUGAUGAAAAAAAAGAAAAAGAAAAGGAAGCAUUUCACUCUGAGUUCACAUUAAAGUUCCCCGCACCGCGUGGGAAGUUACGCCGGCAUGGCGGUGUGUAUGGACGCAAUUGGUUAAUUAAUGAACUCAAGGCGCCGCUGCGGUGGAGCAACACCCAACAGUGGCACAGUGUGCAUGGCUGCUGCGCCCUUCAACACACCAGACAAGAGAGAAUUGACAGACGUAGAAAAGCACCAGUCGUUGAAAGUGAAGUGGGGGAGUCAAUGGAGAGUCCCGCUUCGGAAACACUUCAAUCUUGUUAA